Molecule: messenger RNA, 1028 nt
Organism: Malurus melanocephalus (red-backed fairy wren)
Lineage: Eukaryota; Metazoa; Chordata; Aves; Passeriformes; Maluridae
Gene: C1QB
Product: complement C1q B chain
Exons: 3
Coding region: 94-822 (242 amino acids)
Molecular function (GO): protein binding
Source: RefSeq, a predicted model, not a curated record
UGCAGCAAACUUCUGUUUCUCCUCACGGGCAUUUCCGAGAAGGACUCUGGUGUGUCCGGCUCCAUCUCUGCACCGAGCAGCAAGGAGCUCAAGAUGUGGACGGCGUGGGCCAUGCUGGUGUGCCUGGCUGGAGGGCAGCUGGCCAGCGCCACGCUCUGCAGGACCUACGGCACCGUCCCAGGCAUCCCGGGACUGCCAGGACAGCCUGGCAGCGAUGGCAGGGAUGGCCAGAACGGCCCAAAGGGUGACCAAGGACCCCCUGGCCAGAGCACAGCAGAACCAGGGCAGAAGGGAGACCCAGGAGAGCCGGGACAGCCCGGGAAGGCUGGACCCCCAGGCCCCCCAGGCCUAAGUGGCCUACCAGGUCCCAACGGAUUUCCCGGCCCCGUGGGGUUGCCUGGGGACUACAAGAUCACCUCCAAGUCCGCGUUCUCGGCCGCCAGGAGCAUCAGCACCUACCCCCGCCGGGAGCAGCCCGUCCGCUUCGACCGCAUCAUCGCCARCGAGGGCGGCCACUACGAGAACCGCUACGGCCGCUUCACCUGCCGGGUGCCCGGCACCUACUACUUCACCUACCACGCCACCUCCCGCGGCAACCUSUGCGUCAACAUCAAAAAGGGACGCGGUGGCAGCAAGGGUGACAAGGUGGUGACCUUCUGUGACUUCGUGCAGGGCAGUUUCCAGGUGACCACGGGCGGCGUGGUCCUCAAGGUGGCCAUGGAUGAGUCUGUCUGGCUGGAGCCAACGGACAAGAACUCCCUGAUGGGGCUGGAAGGGUCUGACAGCAUCUUCACUGGUUUCCUCAUCUUCCCAGAGGCUUAGCCUGCUGGAGCUGUGCCUGCAGCCCAUCUGGGCACUGCCUGCAGAGCUGAGCAAGCCCUUUGCUCCCAAGUUGGUGCUCAAAGCACAUYGCUGCCAUUCGUGCACAAUAAAUGACCACUCUUCGCACUAUUGGUCUUUCUGCCUAUGAUUUGCCUUUUCCCCCCAAAUAAUGUUCACAUACCCAGGGYAUUGGUUCUCAUUACUGC